Camelina sativa (false flax) is the source of this 640-nucleotide messenger RNA. Its product is annotated as protein RADIALIS-like 1. The record is from RefSeq and is a predicted model, not a curated record. NCBI's taxonomy places the organism in Eukaryota, Viridiplantae, Streptophyta, Magnoliopsida, Brassicales, Brassicaceae. Gene Ontology annotation, molecular function: DNA-binding transcription factor activity.
AUGCAACAUCUGUACUCAUAUCAUCCUCUUGACUUGUAAUCUCUUCACACUUUAAAAAUCUCUUACAAACCAGUCACAAUGGCAUCAAGCUCAAUGUCUUCUCACAGCUCUGGAUCGUGGACCGCUAAGCAGAACAAAGCCUUUGAGCAGGCUCUAGCAACGUAUGACCAGGACACUCCUAACCGUUGGCAAAAUAUUGCCAAAGUCGUUGGUGGAAAAACAACAGAAGAGGUAAAGAGACACUACGAACUCCUGGUGCAAGAUAUAAACAACAUAGAGAACGGUCAUGUUCCAUUCCCAAACUACAGGACUAGUGGUGGCUGCACCAAUGGCAGGCUGAAUCAGGAGGAAAGAAGGAUGAGAAACAUGAGGCUGCAGUGAAUCAAAAACCAUUGAGAAUAAAAGAGGAUACACCGAUACGAUUUUUGUCUUAACCAUGUCAAUCACGAAUCGUUGUUUAUAUAUAUAUAUUCCUAUUUCCAAUGUUUCUGCCAAAAGCUUAACGCUAAAUUUGAGGAAUCUAUAUCCUUCGAAUCCCCAAUUUUAACAAAUGAAGCAGCUGUGUAUUAAGGUUCUUUUCUUUGUAAUGAAAAAACAAAAAAUAGUUUCUCUGUAAUGAAAAGUCCAACAUCAUCAUGAA